GUUUGAGUGUAGCCUUAAAGCAUCAUGGCGUCUAGCUGGACCUAGUCUGCCUCUGACGGUUUUUCUUGUAGACUAAUUGAAUGCUGAUGACUAACGUUAGGCCGGAGCCAAAUGGUGAACCUUGGGGCAUAGUUUUUGUUUAUCCCUAUCUUGGAAAGGCGAUAACCAGUGGAGCAGCUUGCCUGGAGUAGGCUUAGGUCAAUUCAUUCUUCGAGGCUCUGGAGGAGAGACUGGCAUGGAGGGGAUCGAGAGGAAUCUGCAGAGAAUCUUACGAGGGGAAGCUGCACAAGAAUCCCAGGAGUUCUGUGAUUUCACCCUCCGUGAGCAGAAUGAAGCCACAGCUGCAAAGGGGAUCAUCACACCAAGUGCUCCAUCAGAAUUCCAUCCAGUGUUGAAGAAGAAUGUGUGCUACAUCGUCAUGGCAGUCCUGAUAAAUGAUUCUGGGGAAGUCCUCAUGAUGCAAGAAGCCAAGAGUUCCUGUGCUGGGCAAUGGUACCUCCCUGCUGGCAGAAUGGAACCUCAGGAAUCUAUCCAGGUUGCUGCAAAGAGAGAAGUGAAGGAAGAAACAGGGCUGGAUUUUGAACCCACAACUCUCCUCAUGGUUGAAAGUGCUGGAGGAGCUUGGUUUCGCUUCAUUCUUACUGGUGAAAUUCUUGGAGGAAAGCUGAAGACACCAGCAGAUGCCAACUCAGAAUCCCUUCAGGCAAAAUGGGUGAAGGAAUUGAGUGAACUGAGCCUACGUGCUGGAGAUAUACUGCCAGUAAUUGAGAAAGCUCGGGAAUGGCAUACUCAUGCUUCCAUUGGUAGUCAGAAGGUCAAUUGGCACCCUUGUCUCCUCCCAACACCCAAGAGCCAUUCACGACUCCUCCUUCGCAUUGCCUGCCUUGUCCGCAAAAAAUCCACAAAUCGAGUCCAUUUGCUGGUAUCUGAGAAGACUGAAGCUCAUAUUCCCACUUGUGAGAUCAAUCCAAUCCGCAGUAUCCAUUCCACUCUCAAAAAAUACAUGACUGAGAUAUUUGGAGCAGAUUUGCCACCACACCGUCCUCAUGGGAUUCUGUCAGUGGAGUAUGAUGGGAGAGAUGUUGAUAGGGGAGAUGGGCUGUGCCUCACUCUGUUGGUAUCCAUUCGUUGCCCACUAGAAAAUGCCCCCCUGAUUGACAAAUAUUCCUGGAUGGAACUCUCAGAGCAGACUGGUCUCUUGCUCCUAGGUCGUCUUGACAAGAACAUGUCUGUUCCGCUCAACGUCGUCCGUGGGAUCAUGGCAUGUGGUGAUGUGAUUGCCCAAGUAAUGGUAGAGAAGUGCCAUGCCAAAAAUAUCAAUUGGGGGCGUACUGAGCGGUUUGCAAUUCUUGGAACAUUCCUUGUUGUGCCUAUGAUCCGUACCUGGUAUCUCACCCUAGAUCGAUUCAUUGUCGGUGGCAGACAAGUGAGUAUAGCUCUACGCAAGAUGGUCUGUGAUCAAGGACUCUUUGCCCCCUUUUUCUUGGUGGUGUUCCUUGCCACAGUGGAGGUAUUGAAACCCACUAGGAUGACUUCCAAUCAUGAGUCUGCAUUAAGCUCUCAAUGGCUUGCAAUCAAGAGGAAACUGGAGGAAGAGUACUUUGACGUUAUCAAAGUGAACUGGCUUCUCUGGCCAUCAGUUCAACUAGGCAAUUUCUAUCUUGUUCCUCUCCAGUAUCGCAUCUUGGUUGUCCAGGUGGUUGCUCUUUUCUGGAACACUUAUCUUGCAUGGAAGGCCAACAACUAA
Molecule: messenger RNA, 1747 nt
Organism: Darwinula stevensoni
Lineage: Eukaryota; Metazoa; Arthropoda; Ostracoda; Podocopida; Darwinulidae
Source: the annotation of a GenBank genome assembly